Molecule: messenger RNA, 402 nt
Organism: Alternaria infectoria
Lineage: Eukaryota; Fungi; Ascomycota; Dothideomycetes; Pleosporales; Pleosporaceae
Exons: 1
Coding region: 1-402 (133 amino acids)
Molecular function (GO): protein dimerization activity
Source: RefSeq, a predicted model, not a curated record
AUGGGCCUCCACUUCAGCACCGCCAUGGCCACCGGCGUAAUGAUGAAGCGCGCCACACACCGCGCAGCCGAACAAGCCCGGCGUGAUCGCAUGAAAACCGCCAUGGUAGAUCUAGCUGAAUUUCUACUCGACGGCGAAGUUACUUUUGGUAGUGGGACCACAUGUUUUGUUGUUAUGAGAGGGAAAGAUGGCGAGGAUGGGAGCGAGAAGGUGACGGAUGGUGCCGAUGACGAUGUGAGGAAUGGGAAGGGGUCCAUGCCAGGAGAGAAGAAGACGGUUAAUAAAGCGCGGUUGAUUGAGAUGGCGUUGGAGAAGAUGAAAGCGCAGGAAAAGGAGAUUGAGCUGCUGCGCAAGGAGAUUGAGGGGUUGAGGGCGGGUGGAGAUAGUAUGGAUGUGUCGUAG